CUCAGGGGGUGCUGCUGGGAUGCACCCUCCCUGCGCUCAGCUCCAGCACUGAAUCAUCUCAGUCACAGAUUCGCUUGGAUGCGAUUUGGGGAGGGGAAGAAGAAGAAAAAAAAGCAGCAAAGCAACAAAACAACAACCCAGCCCUUUCCUUCCUCCUCCUCCUCCUCCUCCUCCUCCUCCUCCCCUGGGAAGGGGUGACAGCAGCAUAAAUAGCAGCCUGCACAGCACAGGGCCAGAUGCAAAGCGAGCGGCACCCGUGGCACCAUGGCAGAGCCUUCGCUGCCCCUCUCCUUCCUCUGCCUCCUCGCCUUGUCCUCCGCCUGCUACAUCCAGAACUGCCCCCGAGGUGGCAAACGGGCGCUGAGCGACACAGCCCUGCGGCAGUGCCUGCCCUGCGGCCCCGGCAACAGAGGCACCUGCUUCGGGCCCGGCAUCUGCUGCGCCUCGGAGCUCGGCUGUUACCUGGGCACGGCCGAGACGCGGCGCUGCGCUGAGGAGGAUUCGGUGCCCUCCCCGUGCCGGGCGGGCGGGCAGCCCUGCGGCAACGGCGGCCGCUGCGCAGCGCCCGGCAUCUGCUGCAGCCCCGAGACCUGCUCCAUGGACACCUCCUGCCUGGACGAGAGCAGCGAUGGGGCUCAGGAGGCAGCAGAGAAGAACCUGACGGUGCUGGACGGCUCGGCUGGAGACCUGCUCCUCAAGCUCAUGCACUUGGCGACCCGGCAGCAGCAGGGCAAGCAUCCCUCCCUCUGAGCCUCGGGUACCCCCCACCCCGGCCAGCACCGACACCCGGAGCCCAGCCUUGUAAAUACCUGACCCAAUAAAAGCCCUUGUGCACUGUGCU
Pezoporus flaviventris is the source of this 841-nucleotide messenger RNA. RefSeq names its product vasotocin-neurophysin VT. Gene Ontology annotation, molecular function: neurohypophyseal hormone activity. Gene Ontology annotation, cellular component: secretory granule; extracellular region. Lineage: Eukaryota; Metazoa; Chordata; Aves; Psittaciformes; Psittacidae. The coding region runs from base 265 to 750 and encodes 161 amino acids. The record is from RefSeq and is a predicted model, not a curated record. The transcript is spliced from 3 exons.